AUGGAUAGACGAAUUGCCUCCCCCGAUUACAUCAGUCAGGAGAUGCUGCGUAACGCUCUCUACGGCAAGUGGUGUGACCUGAGUGGCCGAAGUUUGCCUGCUGACAACAACACCAAAGCUCGUCAGCUCCUCGAAAAGAAGAAAGGUCUCCCGAUGCCACCUCAGGUGACCCUCUGCCCGUCCUCACUGCCCGGCGUAGUCCUGGGCGUCUUCUCAACAGACUGGAUCAAGGAAGGUACGGAGAUGGGACCCUACUCGGGCCGGAUCGUCAGGCCGCAGGAGAUCCCAACAGACAGGGACAACAGAUUCAUGUGGGAGGUUUUCGAUGAUGAAGGAAGAUUGAUCCAUUUCGUCGACGCGUCCGAAGAAUCUACGCAGACGUGGAUGUCGCACGUGAAUUGCGCGCGAAACGACCAGGAACAAAACCUGGAAGUCUUCCAAAUGGGCUCCGAAAUCUACUACCGUGCAACCAAGACCAUCCCUCCAGAUCAGGAGCUGUUGGUCUACUAUGGGUCAUCAUUUGACCUCUUUUUAGGGAUCCCCUGUGGCCCCGUUAUUCAGGAGCAGCGAACAAAGAUCUCAACAGAAGACACUGUGAGUGAUCUGCAGACCCCGCCCACUCCUCAAAGUAGGCUUCACUGUGUCGUUUGUAGGCGUGGCUUCAACUCCCGUAGCAACCUUCGCUCGCACAUGCGCAUUCAUACGUUAGAGAAACCUUUCAUCUGCAAGUUCUGUCAUCGCCGCUUCAGCCAGUCUUCCACGUUAAGAAAUCAUACACGUCUACAUACAGGUGAGAAGCCCUAUCGAUGUAACGUUUGUCACAGCGCAUACUCGCAGCUCGCUGGUCUCCGAGCCCACCAAAAGAGCGCACGUCAUCGACCUCCCAACUCGAGUUCGACCAUCACGACCCUGCCCGUGGCCAUCCAGCGGCCCCCACUCCAACCCGUACCCCACACCGUGCCCGCCUACAAGCCCGCCGAGCCCGGCAAGGUUUGA
This is a messenger RNA of Strongylocentrotus purpuratus (purple sea urchin), 996 nucleotides long. It is a transcript of the gene prdm12, whose product is annotated as PR domain zinc finger protein 12-like. Gene Ontology annotation, biological process: neurogenesis. The record is from RefSeq and is a predicted model, not a curated record. The transcript has 6 exons. NCBI's taxonomy places the organism in Eukaryota, Metazoa, Echinodermata, Echinoidea, Camarodonta, Strongylocentrotidae. Gene Ontology annotation, cellular component: nucleus. Gene Ontology annotation, molecular function: histone methyltransferase binding. The coding region runs from base 1 to 996 and encodes 331 amino acids.